Messenger RNA from Lutra lutra (Eurasian river otter), 3622 nucleotides. RefSeq names its product TNF receptor superfamily member 21 (gene TNFRSF21). The record is from RefSeq and is a predicted model, not a curated record. Gene Ontology annotation, molecular function: protein binding. NCBI's taxonomy places the organism in Eukaryota, Metazoa, Chordata, Mammalia, Carnivora, Mustelidae. Bases 449 to 2404 code for a protein of 651 amino acids. Gene Ontology annotation, biological process: oligodendrocyte apoptotic process; neuron apoptotic process; negative regulation of T cell proliferation. The transcript has 6 exons.
GCCACCACGUGUGUCCCCGCGCCCGGCGGCCGCCCGACUCAGUCCCUCGCCGGCCGGUCUGGGCAGCGGUGGAGGGUGGUUGGCAGUGGCUGGAGGCUUCGCUAUGGGAAGUUGUUCCUUUGCUCUCCCGCGCCCAGCCCUCCUCCCUGGUUCUCCGCAGCUGCUGUCGGAGGAGAGCACGGGGAGGCGCGGGCUGCAGCGGCCGCUGCCUCUCCCCGCCCGGGCGGCCGCACCGCUGGGCAGGUGCUGAGCGCCCCCGGAGCCUCCCUCGCCGCCUCCCUCCUCUGCCCGGCCGCCCGGCUGCCGCAGUGCACAUGGGGUGUUGGAGGUAGAUGGGCUCCCGGCCCGGGAGGCGGCGGUGGAUGCGGCGCUGGGCAGAAGCAGCCGCCGACUCCAGCUGCCGGGGGGCCACGCGCCCCGGGUGCCCCUGCGAGCCCCGGGCUCAGCCAUGGGGACCUCCGCGAGCAGCAGCACCGCCCUCGCCUCCUGCAGCCGCGUCGCCGGAGCUAUGAUGAUCGCGGGCUCGCUUUUCCUGCUCGGAUUCCUUAGCAUCACCACCGCUCAGCCAGACCCGAAGGCCCCAAAUCUUGUUGGCAAAUACCGCCAUGUUGACCAUGCCACCGGCCAGGUGCUAACCUGUGACAAGUGUCCGGCAGGAACCUAUGUGUCUGAGCACUGUACCAACACGAGCCUGCGUGUCUGUAGCAGUUGCCCUGUGGGGACCUUUACCAGGCAUGAGAAUGGCAUAGAGAAAUGCCAUGACUGUAGUCAGCCAUGCCCACGGCCAAUGGUUGAGAAAUUACCUUGUGCUGCCUUGACUGACCGAGAAUGUGCUUGCCCACCUGGCAUGUUCCAGUUUAAUGGUACCUGCGCCCCCCACACUGUGUGUCCCGUGGGUUGGGGUGUGCGGAAGAAAGGGACGGAGACCGAGGAUGUGCGGUGUAAGCAGUGUGCUCGGGGUACCUUCUCUGAUGUGCCUUCUAGUGUGAUGAAAUGCAAAGUAUACACAGACUGUCUGAGUCAGAACCUGGUGGUGAUCAAGCCGGGGACCAAGGAAGCAGACAAUGUCUGUGGCCCACUUCUGUCCUCCAGCACGACCUCACCUGCCCCUGGCACAGCCAUCUUUUCACACCCGGAGCACAUGGAAUCCCAUGAAGUCCCUUCCUCCACUUAUGUUCCCAAAGGCAUGAACUCAACAGAAUCCAACUCUUCUGCCUCUGUUAGACCAAAGGUACCGAGUGGCAUCCAGGAAGGGACAGUCCCCGACAACACAAGCUCAGCGAGGGGUGAGGAAGGCGUGAACAAGACCCUCCCAAACCUCCAGGUAGUCAGCCACCAGCAAGGCCCCCACCAUAGACACAUCCUGAAGCUGCUGCCGUCCAUGGAGGCCACUGGGGGUGAGAAGUCCAGCACGCCCAUCAAAGGUCUCAAGAGGGGUCACCCCAGACAGAACUUACACAAGCAUUUUGACAUCAAUGAACACUUGCCCUGGAUGAUUGUGCUUUUCCUGCUGCUGGUGCUUGUGGUGAUAGUGGUAUGCAGUAUCCGGAAAAGCUCAAGGACUCUGAAGAAGGGGCCCCGGCAGGAUCCCAGCGCCAUUGUGGAAAAGGCAGGACUGAAGAAAUCCACGACCCCAACCCAGAACCGGGAGAAGUGGAUCUACUACUGCAAUGGCCACGGGAUUGACAUCCUAAAACUCGUCGCAGCCCAGGUUGGAAGCCAGUGGAAGGACAUCUACCAGUUUCUGUGCAAUGCCAGUGAGAGAGAAGUGGCUGCUUUCUCCAACGGGUACACAGCUGACCAUGAGCGGGCCUAUGCCGCCCUGCAGCACUGGACCAUCCGGGGGCCCGAGGCCAGCCUUGCCCAGCUCAUCAGCGCCCUGCGCCAGCACCGGCGUAACGACGUAGUGGAGAAGAUUCGGGGACUGAUGGAAGAUACGGCCCAGCUGGAAACUGACAAGCUGGCUCUCCCAAUGAGUCCCGGCCCCCUUAGCCCGAGCCCCAUUCCCAGCCCCAACACGAAACUAGAGAAUUCCACUCUGCUGACGGUGGAGCCUUCCCCGCUGGAUAAGAACAAGGGCUUCUUCGUGGAUGAGUCCGAGCCCCUUCUUCGCUGUGACUCCACAUCCAGCGGCUCCUCGGCACUGAGCAGGACGGGCUCCUUUAUUACCAAAGAAAAGAAGGACACAGUGUUGCGGCAGGUACGCCUGGACCCCUGUGACUUGCAGCCUAUUUUUGACGACAUGCUCCACAUUCUGAAUCCUGAGGAGCUGCGGGUGAUAGAAGAGAUUCCUCAGGCUGAGGACAAGCUGGACCGGCUGUUUGAGAUUAUCGGAGUCAAGAGCCAGGAAGCCAGUCAGACCCUCUUGGACUCUGUGUAUAGCCAUCUUCCUGACCUGUUGUAGAACCCGAGGUCUGCUACGCUUUGGAAGUGACUCGGUUUAGUGGCAGGGUGGUUUUUCGUUGGUUUUGUUUUCAUUUUUCUAGCUUUUUGGGUGUGUGUGAGUGUGUGUGUGUGUGUGUGUGUGUGUGUGUGUGUGUGUUUAACAGAGUAUCUGGCCAGUGUUUUGAGUUCUUUCCUUUUUUAACCCUUCUAGGACAUUAGUCUAUAAGCCUUCUCGAGGUGUAACUGUUGAAAAAUACCCACCACUAAAGUUUUUUGGGUUCCAUAUUUUCUUCGUUUCGAUUUCUUAUGUAUUUUCCGAAUUGUUCUGUGCACUUUAAAUUCACUUAUUGGACCCCAAAUGCAGUGUGACUUUCCUUGCACACUGGAUUGUGAGGCUCUUAACCUCUUAAAAGUAUAAUGGCAUCUUGUGAAUUCCUAAGCAGUCUUCAUGUCUCAACAUCCACGUCUGGGUUUUUUUUUAUUAAUGAUUACUAUUUUUAUUAUUAAUUGUAAUUUACAAAUUUUGUUAAGGGUUGAAGAAAUGUAAUACCCCGUUGAGUUACUGUAAUACAAUUAGACUUUGAGUUCUCUUUUUAAUAUGCCUUGGUGUACAGUUCAUAUUCAUGGCUGAAACUUGACCACACUGUUGCUGAUCGUAUGGUUUUCACUUGAGCACCGUGUAGAAUGCUUGAUUACUUGUGCUCCUCUUACGCUAAUAUGCUCUGGGCUGGAGACAUGAAAUCCUCAAGCCAUCAGAACUUGCUAUUUAAGUGGCUUGACAAUUGGGCCACCAAAGAACUUGAACUUCAUCUUUUUAGGAAUUGAGCUGUUCUGGAACAUACUGCUGCACUUUGGAAAGUCACAACUGAGAGCCAGUGGCACCUUUUUUCCAUAGGGAAUUUGCCCAGCUUUGCUUUAAAAGAUGUCUUGUUUUUUAUACACACAUUGCCAGUAGGUCCAGUCCACCUCAAGGCCUUGGUCUUGGUGGGUCUCCUUCGUCCUUCAAUCACUUUAAUUAAAAACGGCUGCAGCUGUAAGAACUCUUGUCCAAUAUAUUUGCAACUCUGCUCCCAUUUAUAAACCUGCGCGCUCUCUAAUGUUCAGUUGGCAGACUCGCAUGCAAAGGUGGUGUGGACUCCCUUUGUGUGGGCGGGGAUUGUGGGUCGUGGUGAGGGACAGAUAUCAGAAAAAUGCCUUCAAGUGUACUAAUUUAUUAAUAAAUAUUAGGUGUUUGUUA